Molecule: messenger RNA, 1026 nt
Organism: Tetrahymena thermophila SB210
Lineage: Eukaryota; Ciliophora; Oligohymenophorea; Hymenostomatida; Tetrahymenidae
Product: transmembrane protein, putative
Exons: 1
Source: RefSeq, a predicted model, not a curated record
GAGAUACUUAAGGAAAAUAAGAAAUAAAAAGCAAAUACCUCAAAUUAAAAUAUAUAUAUAAUAAAUUAAAAGAUAAAAAAUAUCAAGAAAUAAGUAUAUAAAUUAAUUAAUUAAUAAACAAAUUUAGUUAUUAAAAUGGAAAAAAUAGUUUAAUUACUUGAGAAAAAUAAGAAAUUAGUUGGUUUGACCGCUGCUGCUGCCGCUGCUGUAGGUCUCAUCUAUUACUUAACUUAAAAGGGAGAAAAAGUUGAAUAAACAACCUAAAGAUAAGACGAUGAAGCAGGAUCUACUAAUGAAUCAUAAUAUUUAUAAAAGGCAAGAUAAAUCGCAAAGAAGAUUACAGUAAAAACUCUUGGAGAUACUAAGAAUUACGACAUGAAUACUAUCUCCCAAGUUAUGGAAUAUUCUCUCGAACUUGCUGAUUAAGAAUAUGUUGACCUCACCUUAAAAAAUAGAUUUGAAAGAAGAGAAAAGAUGGAUACUGAUAUCAACGAAUACGAAAAAUUAGUUUUAUAAUACAACGAAGAUGUUGAAAACACUAUUAAGAAAGCUUAAACUGCUAUUUUGGAGAUAUUGGAAAUCUCUUAUGAUGAUUUUGAAGAGUCUGUCAUCUCCUUCAUGGAAAAGGGUCACUAUUAAGAAAUUUACAUGUUUUAGGCUGCUAUCCGUCAAAAAAUCAAGGAAAAGAUUAAACCUACCAAAAAUUUAGGAAUUGAUGACCUUAAAAAUAUCAUAACUUUCUAACUCAACCUUCUUUAACAACAACCUGAACUUCUUAAAUCAAUUGUCAAAAAGCUCUCCUAAUAAAACGAAACUGUUUAAUUGAUCCCUGUCAUCUUGGGUACUCUUAUUAACGAUUACAUUUACAAGGAGUACUAAGUUGAAGAAGAAGACUAAAUGCAAAUCAUGGCAUAACCUAGUGUACUUGAAAACACUGAUAUUAUCAUCCUCAUCUAAUAAGUUGAACAAGCCAUGUUUAACGCUAUGGGAAGCAUGGGUUCUAAUAUGGAAGGAUUUUUCUAAUGA